This is a messenger RNA of Adineta ricciae, 3978 nucleotides long. NCBI's taxonomy places the organism in Eukaryota, Metazoa, Rotifera, Eurotatoria, Adinetida, Adinetidae. The record is from the annotation of a GenBank genome assembly.
AUGCAGAAAAAUCAUCAACAUCUUGUACGGCCGUGCGCCGUAUUUUUGGAACGUUUAAAUGAAACAUUUAUUCCAUCGAAACGCUACAAAGUUGAUGCCGAUAUUAUUUAUCGUUCAUCAAAUGAACAAACUCCGACAAAUCAUCAUAAUGAAGAAUUAUCAGUCGAUGUUCUCAUGUUACCGAAUAAUAAAGUGAAAAUUUCAUCGUCUUCAACAUUCGAUGACAUUCUUCCAACUUCAACAACUCAAUCAAAUACUAACGACGAAAUCAAACCCAUCGUUCGUAUACGUCCACAUCAAUCAUCGAUUGAUUCGAAUGAUUUCGAAACUUCAACAACAGCUAAACCACGUUCCAAUUCACUUCGCCGGAUUGAAUCAUCAUCGAAUAAAUACGAUAGUGACUCAUAUUUAUUCGCUGGUACAUUCGAUUCUGAUGAUGAACUUGGCAUGGAUUUGAACGACGACGAUUUAGCAUCAAUCAAUCAUGUCUUGGACUUUGAGGAUGACGAUAUGUCCAAUUUUGAUGAUGAAAAUCCUCAUCUAUCAUCGACAACCAAUAGUAAUCAUGGGCCGGGAUAUCAUUCGACACAAUUACCAGAUUUAGUUAUGGGUUCAAUGCGAUCAGAGAAUGGAGUCAAAUCAGAACCGUCGUUUCAAUAUAGCGAUUUAUUUAAUCGAAAAGGUCGAACAUUUGUAUGCGACGAACGUGGUAAUCGUGUUGUUUCAGUUAAACUUGAAAAGAAUUCAGCAAAGCGUCUAAUCGAUGCUAUUGAAAGAAACUUAGGACGAUUGAUACUCGAAGAGUGUCGACGAGGAGACUUACAAGCACAUAUUUUAAAAGUUGUUUUUAAAGAUGAACAAGAAUUUUUUGAUUUCAAUCGUUCAGGAAUCGUCUCAAAACAUUCAUUUAAACAAUGUCCGGAAAUGUACACGCGAUUUUUGGAGAGUUUAUUUGAAUCUCAAACGUAUCCAAACGAAAGUGAAACUGAUCCACUGGGAGUCGAUGAAGGUGAUCAAUUAACUCAGUCAUUUUGUUGUAAAGUUCACGAAUGUGGAGAAGCAUUUACUUCGAAAUCUGAAGCAUUGAAACACGCGAAGAAGCAUGCAGAACUGGAUCCGUUUGAUUUUGUUUGUGAUCAUUGUGGAAAGAAAUUUCUCGGUAUUGCCAAUAUGAAACGUCAUUUACGUGUUCAUAUGGGUAGUGAAGGAAAAGAUUUCGCUUGUCCACUGUGUCAUUAUCGCGGUUGUACGACAACACAUGUCAAACGUCAUAUGGCACAUAAGCAUUUAGAAAAAUCGAUUCCUUGUCCAUAUUGCUCAUUUAUGGCUGCAACCAAUGCGGAUUUGAAAAUCCAUAUGGCACGUCGUCAUUGGGAUAUUGAAGGAUUGGAUAUUUUGAAUAAUUUACCCAAAACAUAUAAAAAAGAAUGGAAAUGUAAUAAAUGUGAUACAGUAUUUCACGACUAUUCAGAUUUUCAAAAUCAUAUCUACAGUCACUCAAGUCAAACAAAUAAAUUUCAAUGCAAUUUAUGUCCAUACAACUGUAAGAGUUUCUCGAAAUUAAAACGACAUAUGCUCUACCAUCAAGGUCAACGUAAUUAUGAAUGUCCGAAAUGUAAUAAUAAAUUCUACCAAAUGGAACAUCUCAAACGUCAUUUAACAUCCAUACAUAAGCUGAAUAUUCCUCAAAUCGGUCGAGGAAAUCGAUUAUUCAGUUCGGAUAUUUUAAAGAGACAUUCGGACAUGCCACAUAUUCCUCCGCCGCAUGGUACAGUUCCUCAAUGUUAUAAAGUUAUCUCGAAAUGCGUUUUUACAUGUCAAAAAUGUCCAUUUUCAACAACAAAACUUUAUCAUCUGAAUGAACAUGUGAAAAGUGAACAUUUACAAUUGGAUGAUUCAGCACAUGUUUGUACUUUUUGUUCAUAUAUAACCGAUAAAAAAACCAAUCUUAAACGUCAUUUACAUCAUAAUCAUGCUGGUCAAUCAAAUACACCUGUUCUCUUAUCGAAUGAUGCUCUUUUAUCCAAUCCUAAUACGAAAUUUCAAUGUGGACUUUGUCGACGAUAUCAAAGCAAUGUCGAUGAAUUUAUUAAACAUAUAACCGAGAAACAUCGUAUGGACGUUGUUAUCUUAGACUCUGCUAAUAAUGGAAAUAUUCACCAGCAGAUAAAAUCUCGUGGUCGUGCUGAGUUGAUUUGCGCUAGUAACAAUUCGACACCCUUUCGAUUCGAUGAAUUCGGUGGUCUCGUGACUGUUAUGAAGAACCCAAAUGAAACAACAUCACUAAGGAAUGGCAAAGAUAUUGAAGGUGACGAAGAGAGAACUUCGUUCAACAAAACUUGCCAGAUCUAUCGACCGAAUGAACUCUUACAAUUAACUCUUCUUUUCUUUGGAAAAGUACGAUUCAUGUCAGCGGACCUAUUUACAUUAUCAUGGUUCAUUGUAUUUAUUCUGGUCAUAUCCAUUGCAUUUAUUGCCAAUAUGAUCAUCAUCAUUGCCAUCCUGCGAGACAAAUCCAUGCAUACAUCAACAUAUUUCUACAUUAUCAAUGUCAAUAUAGCUGAUCUUAUUCUGGUGGUGAGUUGCUUGCCAGAGCGCGUAGCUGGGGUCUUCGGAUCAAACGACGGAUUUCAAUUGGGAAUGUUGACAUGUUACUUACUCCCAUUUUUUCAACAAGUUUCAAUGCACGCUGCAUUUGUUUUCUUGCUUGUUCUAUCCAUUCAUCGCUGUUAUCCUGCUGGUGUGCCGCGAUUUCUUCAAGGAAAUCUCAUUCGUCGACAAAUACGAAAUUAUCCGCGAACACUAUGUAUUCUUUGGACUUUUGCUGUCAUUAUUAAUCUACCCUUGUUUGCGAUAACCAAAUACGAAACAUUCAGCAUGAAUAUAACGAUUUCCAUUGGAAAUGACCUCAAUGUCACUAAAAUAGUCAAUCAUAAUUCCUGUUUUACAGCAGCGGAAGAAAUCUGGUCACGUACUUAUUUAAGUUUAUUACUCAUUUGUACUUAUGUCAUAACAGGCAUCUUUCUUAUUGCUAUCUAUGGUCAAGCCAUACGGAUAAUUCUUGCUUCAAAAAAGUAUUCGAAACCAUCGUUACGAACAACAGUAAAUAGCAAUGAUCAUUAUCGUUUUCUUUCACCGAAUAAUACUCCGGACAGUGAAUGUCAAUCAAAUUUGUGUCUUCGCACAAAUGGACGAGGAAAUCUUGAAGUCCUAGCAGGAAAUUCGAUGUCAUCAUUAACAACAAUAGCUUCAGCUCGACAUUAUCAACAGAAACUUUUACAUGCAUCAAUAACACCGCUAGUUAUUACAAAAUCUAAUGAACAUAACGAUCAUCUCAAUCAUUCAUUAACGAAUUCUCAUUCCACUCAACAUCUGCAAGUUAUUGUCAUGUUAUUCAUUGUGAUUCUUUUGUAUAUUCUUCUUCUUUUACCUUAUCGUCUAUUUAAUUUGCUAUACAUUGUUUACAAUGACAUCUUUCAGAAAACUACCAUCAAUGAAACGAUGUUCCAAUGGUUAAUCAAUACUGUUCGUCUACUUGUUUUUCUUAACUGUGCUUUACAACCAAUAACUUAUUUGAUUAUCUCCUCACGUUUACGACAAACCGUCGGUAAACUUCUUCGUUCAUGGUAUUGUCAUUGCCAUUGUUCAUCAUCGGUAUCAUUAACAAAUGGGAAUGAACGUUACAAAAACGAUAUACGUGCGGUGCAAGCAUAUUCUUCUCACAAAUAUCGCGGUCGAACGCCGUAUGAAGAUCAGCAGAGACAAAAUAUUCAUCAUGCGGUUCGCCCAUUUCAAACUUCAUUGUAUAACACUCAGUUGAUGGGUUCACAAUUGAAUCAGUUGACUUUAUCGCGUUCGCAAUCACCAGCUGGUGUAUCGCAAAUAACUUUGUCACGCUCGCCAUCACCGAUUGGUUUGACACAUUUGACAAACAAGACUCGAUAUAUUGUGUCAUUCACAAAUGACUCUCGAAAGUAA